Astyanax mexicanus (Mexican tetra) is the source of this 3838-nucleotide messenger RNA. It is a transcript of the gene wacb, whose product is annotated as WW domain containing adaptor with coiled-coil b. Lineage: Eukaryota; Metazoa; Chordata; Actinopteri; Characiformes; Acestrorhamphidae. Gene Ontology annotation, biological process: regulation of autophagy; positive regulation of TORC1 signaling. The record is from RefSeq and is a predicted model, not a curated record. Gene Ontology annotation, cellular component: nucleus. Gene Ontology annotation, molecular function: chromatin binding; RNA polymerase II complex binding. The transcript is spliced from 13 exons. Bases 286 to 1848 code for a protein of 520 amino acids.
CUGUUUUUAGGGGGCGCCAGCACUCAGAAGAACCCCUGAGGGGAUGGACCGGACCGGACCGGCAGCUUUCUGCACCAGAACUGCAAAACCCGAGCCUCUAAACAUCCCUGAACUCCUGAUAACUUUAGUUAACACCCCGGGGCUUCGGAUAAAGCUGUUAGGCGCUGAGUUUACCCCUUUAUUUCUGUAUCAAUCCUGUUUUUACUGAGUUAUUAUUAUUAUUGUCAGCUGGUUUUCCUUCCUGAGAGAGUCGGGCGAGCGUCCACAUCCGCAGCAGAGGCGUUAAUGGUGAUGUACGCGCGGAAACAGCCGAGACUCGCUGACGGGUGCAGUGACAGAAGGGAUUACCAGUCUUACCAGUCCUUCCAGUACCAGUCCAAGAGUCACUCAACAAAUGACCACCGUCAUGAAAAGGUCCACAACUCAUCAGACCAAACUCCACCUGCUAAGAUGCUGCGCCGAUCAGACAGUCCAGAGAGCAAGCAGAGUGAUGGAACUGGGCACGGUCAUGCACGAGCACUCCACUCACAGCGACCCAAAGAGAGCAGCACCAGCUGCUCUCCACAAGAGAACUCACUCAAUCAUGCCUAUCACAGUGCCAACUCUCACUCCGUCCCCAACAAAUGUUCUGAAAUGCCCCGCGAGCCAGCUGAUGACUGGUCUGAGCACAUCAGCUCUUCAGGGAAGAAGUACUACUACAACUGCAGGACGGAGGUGUCUCAGUGGGAGAAGCCCAAGGAGUGGCUGGAGAAGGAACAGCGACAGAAGGAAGCGUCUAAAGCUGUUGUGGUCAACAGUUUCCCCAAAGACAGAGACUAUAGACAAGAGGCCAUGCAGGCUGCCAGUGCCAUCAGUAGUAUAAAGCCAACUGCUUCUGACAAGCCAUCAUCACAUCCCAGCUUCUCCCAGGCCUCCUCCUGCGCUUCUAGUGGCCUGCAUGCCUCAGGCGCUUCCACUUCAUCCACUACUUCUGCCACAGUGUCCCCAGCUCUGCAGUCCCACGCCUCCACUCUGCUCCAAGACCCAGCUCUCCUCAGACAGCUGCUCCCUGCUCUACAGGCCACCCUGCAGAUCAACAAUUCCAACGUAGACAUGGCCAAAAUCAACGAGGUCCUCACAGCCGCUGUCACCCAAGCUUCCUUACAGUCUAUGCUUCAUAAAAUUCUCACUGCUGGACCGUCUGCUUUCAACAUCACUACUCUGCUUUCCCAAGCUGCUCAGUUGUCCACACAAGCUCAACAAUCCGGCCAGUCUCCUAUGUCCGAAACACCGGAUGCAACGUCGCCCAGAUCUUACGUGUCUCCCAGGGUCAGCACACCUCAGACCAACGCAGUCACCCUGAAGCCCCUCCACAAUGCUGGAUCUCUACCUGCUCAGCCAAAAGUUAGCGAGUCGAUAAUGAAAUCGGGUUCAGUUCUCCAGCACUCCUCUGGCAGUUUGGACAAAGGUUCUGAAGUUGAAGACCCACGGCUUCAAAGGCAAAAUAGUCAAGGACCCCCAUCUGCAGGGCCCAACGGCUGCCUGGUGACCAAUAUAGGAAACCCCCCCACAUGCCCUCCAACCACCUUCACUCCUUCUCUAGCAUUGCACUUCAAUGAGAAUCUCAUCAGACAUGUUCAGAGCUGGCCUACAGAUCACAUAGAAAAGCAGGCUUCAAGAUCACGAGAGGAGGUCCACAACAUGGGUAGCAUGAACAUGUCCGAGAUCUGCACAGAGCUGAAGAAGCUGCGUUCCUUAGUUCGAGUGUGUGAAAUACAAGCUACACUCAGAGAGCAAAGGGUACUCUUCUUAAGACAACAGAUCAAGGAACUAGAGAAGCUAAAGAACCAGAACUCCUUCAUGGUCUGAGAAGCUGCGAUGUCAGUUUUUCCCCUUCAGAAGGAGGAGCCCAGCAGCUGGCUGCCGUUUCUCUGCUCCUGGUCUGAAUGCUCUCUCUCUCUCUCUCUCUCUCGAGAUGGUGUGGACCUUCAGGCUGGACAGUCUCCUCCUAACAGGACUGGGCUCUUUCUCCCAGGCAGAGGAGCCAAUAAAAAAAAAAAAAGCUAAACAAGGGUCACGCUGUCUCUGCUACCUAAAAGCCCUGAGACCGUAGAUUUGUUCCAGUAUCCUUGAUGUACAUACACUUUACACUCUCUAUCAUACAAGCAGUUACCAUUCAUACUACUUCUUCUUCUUCUUCAUAAACAUCAGCAUCAACACUGACUGAUUAAUAAAUAGGGCAUGCGGUACAGUUUACGGCCGAGGGAGGAAGGUGUGGAGGUCUGAAGGUCUGGAGCGGGUAUUGGUUGGUUUGAUUAACUCAAGCUGUGAAUGAAUCGACUGACGAGACGUUGGUCAGGUUGGUCAGGACUUGGUUUGAGAAGCUUAAGAGGGUUGAGAAGCUCUGAGAGCCCUGAAGGCCCUGAGGGACGUGUUGAUUCACUAUAAUAGAAGGUUCUGUCACUUCGGCUUCACUCACAAGCUAUAGGAUUCAUAUAGGAUUUACCAACAGUCUCUCGACUCUCGAUUUCGCAAAGAAGUCUUCGGUGUGCGUUUGUAGUGGAGGAAUAGACGAGCUGUCUCGCUCUUACAUAAGCGUUAAAAGAUUGAUUUGAUAUUGGAUCAGAAAGGAAAGGGAUCCUGGCUGUCUGCUUUCUGACCAUGCUAAAAAAAAAAAAAAAAAAGCCUUUUCUGUGGCCACUUCAUACGGUUAUGAUGUGUGAACAGUACUUCAUUAUUUUUCCUGCCAUCUACCGUUUUUUUACUUUCACUUUUUUUGGGCUCAACAGCUCCAAUGGUCACCUAAACACGUGUGCGCACAGGUUUUCAUUCCUUAAAUAAAAAAUAAUACACUCCAGAAAGAUAAAGGUGCUUCGGAUGGUUCCUUGAGGGAUGCCAUUAAACCCCAGGUCUUUAAAUAUGGACUUUAAAAUGUGCAGGGAGCAGUAUAACUGAGAAAGUGUAGAGUCGAGUGUUUUUGGGUACCAUACAGUGGAAAUGCAUCCUUUGCAUAUGUGUAUUUACAUUGGUGUGGAUGUUGAACAGUACCUCCACUAGAGGGCAGUUCACAGCCAAAAGUCUUUUUACAACCAGCUGAACAAUGAGGAUGUGCAGGAGGUUGUGAAUAAUGCACAAACUUACUUCCAAAAGAUGAAUAAAAUAGAGGCAGUAACUUUUUUUAAACAUCUUUAGCUUGUGUUUUUGGCUAAAAUGCUCAAAAAAUUCUAUAUCCAUAAGCUUUCAGAGGAUGCUCACAAAUAAAUACAGCUGAAAAGAAUACAGCAGAGGACAAACUGAAGACUCCAUUAAAUCGUCAAUCUGUAUCUAUACUACAGACUACAGUUGACCAUAACUGAGCCUUCAUUCCAGACAGUGUCCAAAAAAAUAAAUAGUCCUUCUCUUAUGGCAUCUCUUAAAAAACCAUUUGUCCCCUUUUGAAGCACCUUUUAUUAGUAAUGAUGGUUCUACAGUCUCAGAUCUUCUGUCUCCAGAGGCGUAACGAGUGAAUGCCCUGUACUCUGACCAACGCCACCCAGCUGGGACGAUACGUGGUCGCUAGAGGUUUUAAAAUACGAUCCUUUCACUUCAUUUGCACUAACAGCCUUCAUUAUUAACUGUCCUUUUUCUUUGUUCGUCUUCUAUCUUCUUGUCGUUCUGCAGACAGCUUUAGAGGUUGUAAGUACUUGAUGAGGUUGUGCUAUACCUCGCUGUGCCUCCGCUGAGGAGUUUUGUCAUCUGAAAGAAGGACUGCGUAACGAUGCUCCGGCCUGGAGCGCAGUCUGAGCAGAACGGACUUGGAGCAGUGUCUAGCUUUGUAUAUUUCUUAAAGAAUAUAUGAAUUAAAAAAAGAUAUCUACUA